Sodiomyces alkalinus F11 is the source of this 3508-nucleotide messenger RNA. RefSeq names its product oxysterol-binding protein. Gene Ontology annotation, cellular component: cytosol; plasma membrane; intracellular membrane-bounded organelle. Gene Ontology annotation, biological process: maintenance of cell polarity; piecemeal microautophagy of the nucleus; exocytosis. Gene Ontology annotation, molecular function: sterol binding. The transcript has 3 exons. The record is from RefSeq and is a predicted model, not a curated record. Bases 137 to 3202 code for a protein of 1021 amino acids. NCBI's taxonomy places the organism in Eukaryota, Fungi, Ascomycota, Sordariomycetes, Glomerellales, Plectosphaerellaceae.
AGAAAAAGAAAAGAUAAAAAGAAAAAAAAAGAAGAAAAAAAAGAAAACCCUCAACACCCCCCGCCAUGUUCGACUACCAAAUGUUAGAAAACGGGUCAUAAUUCCAACAACCAUCACCUUCUCCAUUCCGCAAACAAUGGCCGUCGAACAGUUGGAGGUGCACUGCAAGUCCUACAUCGUGCGCUGGGUCAAGGUCAGUGAGGGCCACACCAUCUCUUGGAGCGUCCAGCCUCACAAGAAGUCUCUCAACUUCGGAAUCGUCAAGCAUCCCGGCACCGGCGCCACUUCGCUCUCCUCCCAAUCCGAUGCCGCCGAACCCCUCUCCGGCGUAACAUCCGGCGUCAGCGAAACAAAACACAGUCGCUUUGCCAGGAAGGACACCAUCACGGCCCAAGACCAGCUCGCCAGCAAGGGUUUCAUCCCGAUACAAUGGCAAGGACGAUGCGAACCCGACAAGGUGUCCACAGGCACCUACGACGUGCCUCCAGCUGAGACCGGCAUGUACGGCCUGGUCUUCGACAACACCUUCUCCAAGCAGACCGCCAAAACCGCCUCCCUCUUCCUCAUCACCUACCCGACCGGCUCCCCGCCUCCGACGACGAACCAGACCCCGCCGAACCUCUCGCUCUCCGCUGCCACCACUGCGGCCAAGACCGGGAGCAGGACGAGCUUGGCCAAGGUCCACAGCAACGUCGUCGCCGCCGACUCGGUCGACAGCUUGCACAGCCACCUCCCCGGCGGCAACACCGCCUCCACCUCCGGCCGCAGCGACGGCACCGCCAACUACCACGUCGGGAACCUGCUCAAGCGGAGGCGUAAAAAGGGUCAGGGCUACGCGCGUCGCUUCUUCUCCCUCGACUAUUCGUCCUGCACUCUGUCCUACUACUAUAACCGCAACUCCUCGGCCCUCCGUGGCGCCAUCCCCCUCAGCCUGGCCGCCAUCGCCGCCGACGAGCGGCGUCGCGAAAUCAGCAUCGACUCGGGUGCCGAGAUAUGGCAUCUGCGAGCCUCCAAUGCGCGAGAGUUCAACGAGUGGGCGCGGGCCCUCGAGAAAGCCAGCCGCAUCGCCCGCGGCCUCGACGACGCCGCCGCCGACGACGUCCAGGAUCCCUCUUCUAAGGCCUCGGCCAGAAAGAAGCCCGAUGGGACGCCGAGGCUGUCUACGAGCCUGUCGCGGCCUGCGCAUUCGAAUCCGCCAGAAGCCCGCGAGUGGGAGCAGGUAGAGGCCUUGGUCAGUCGGAUGGUCGGCACCCGGGAUGCCCUGCGACGCCUCGUCAAGGACAUGGCUACGGCUCCCAAACCUGCUCAGACCAAUAGUCAACACACCUUUUUGUCCCCCUCGGUCCUGGUGCCCGGGGAGGAAAAGGACGGAUCUUCCUCCCUGUCUGCCGAGGGCCCCAAACGGUCGUUCUGGAAACGCAGAUUGAGCGCCACUCCAUCCACUGCACAGGCGGCUUUCCAACCCACCGUGUCGUCCGCCCUGGCUGUUUCCUCCCCCGCCUUCCUCGCCCCGACCAUCAACUUGAAUGACGGCCCGAGCCACGCGAGGAAAAAAUCGAGGGGGUUCGCGCACCAAGAAAAGAGCAUGCAUGACCACUGCGCGGCCUUGUUAAACGAUCUAGACUCGGUGGUGGCCGAGUUUACCGUAUUGAUUGGGCACAGCAAGCGCAGGCGCAUGUCGGCCCCGCUGUCGGCCGCCGGAUCCAGACUGAGCGUAGAGACCACCUCGUCCGAGGAGUUCUUCGACGCCGAGGUCGGAGAGACAGGCUCGCAGAUUGUGAGGAUUAAUCGGGGUGGGGACGACGACGACGACGACGACGACGACGGCGACGACGACGAGACCCCCGAGUCCGACGAUGUCGACGAGGUGGACGUGCACGACUCGUCUUCGGUAUCCUCUGCCGAGGAGGACGAGAUGUCUGGCCAGGGAGAAGACACCUACUACCCGAUCAGACCCAGAUCCCUGGCACCUUUACCCGUGGACAUCUCCGUCGACAGGCGUGCGACAAUUCCUCCGGCAAUGGUUCAGCCCCCCAGUCUCAUCGCCUUCGUACGGAAGAACGUCGGCAAGGAUCUCAGCACCAUCAGCAUGCCCGUGUCGGCCAACGAACCCUUGUCCCUGCUCCAGCGGUCCGCCGAACAGCUCGAAUAUGCCCAACUCCUGGACCAGGCCGCCCAGCAAAAGACGGCCAGGGACCGUCUGCUGUACGUCGCCGCCUUCGCCGUCUCUCACUUCAGCAACGGGCGCGCCAAGGAGCGCGCCAUCCGCAAGCCGUUCAACCCGUUGCUGGGCGAGACGUACGAGAUGCUCCGCACCGAGCAGGAGGUCCCCGGCGGCUUCCGCCUGCUCGUGGAGAAGGUCAGCCACCGACCGGUCCAGCUGGCCAUGCAGGCCGACGCGGCGAGCUGGUCCCUCAGCCAGUCGCCGGCGCCGUCGCAGAAGUUCUGGGGCAAGAGCGCCGAGAUCACCACGGACGGCCGCGUCCGGGUGGUGCUGCGGGUGGCGGACGGCGGCGGCGGCGGCGGCGGCGGCGGCACCGACGAGCUGUACUCGUGGACGCACGCGACCAUGUUCCUGCGCAACGUGGUCAUGGGCGAGAAGUACGUGGAGCCCGUGGGCACGAUGCACGUCAGCAACGACACGACGGGGGACAGGGCGUGCGUCGAGUUCCGCAGCAAGGGCAUGUUCGGCGGGCGCGGCGAGGACGUGCAGGUGGACGUGCUCGGGCCGGACGGCGAGGCCACGGGCAGCGGGCUGACGGGGACGUGGACGGCCGGCCUGCGCAGGAGCGAGAACGGCAAGGCGGUCGGGGACGCGCUCUGGCAGGUGGGCGGGCUGGUGGACAACGCGGCCAACACGUACGGGCUGACGCGGUUCGCGGCGGCGAUGAACGAGGUGACGGCGAUUGAGGAGGGACGGCUGCCGCCCACGGACACGCGGCUGCGGCCCGACCAGCGGUUGGCGGAGCAGGGCGACCUGGACGGCGCCGAGGAGUGGAAGGUGAAGCUGGAGGAGGGGCAGCGGGCGCGGCGAAGGGAGCUGGAGGAGAAGGGCGCGGAGCAUCGGCCGCGGUGGUUCGUCAAGGUGGCGAACGGGCCGGAGGGCGAGGAGGUGUGGAAGAUUCGAACGGGCAAGGACUCGUAUUGGGAGGAACGUUCCAAGGGGGCAUGGAGCGGUGUGACGGAUAUAUUUACUGUCUAGGCGGGGGCGUGCGCUUCACGUUCCUCGCAACCUAGAAGGGUUGUUUCUCUUCAUUUCUUUUUGUUCCAAAGGCUUACCAGGGCAGAGAAGAGGGUGGGCUGAGGCGAGUCAAACAGGCAGCAGGCGGGCAGCUCAUGUCAUUUUCCUUUUGGACCGGGAUAAAUCCAAGAGCACAGAUAGACGAGGCGAAAAAUAUUAUCAUCUUCCGUCAUAGUUCUAACGAUAUAGCGAUGUAGGCAGAUAGAGGAAUCCAACAUGCAGGGAGGCCGGGUGAUAGGAUACCCCAGGCCGCAUGUUAGGUCCGUC